Molecule: messenger RNA, 3219 nt
Organism: Tinamus guttatus (white-throated tinamou)
Lineage: Eukaryota; Metazoa; Chordata; Aves; Tinamiformes; Tinamidae
Source: RefSeq, a predicted model, not a curated record
AUGGACACCUCCCCUCACACUUACAACUCAGCCUUGGGCAUCUCCUCCACAGACACCUCUGACACCACCAGUGGCACUUGGCAAACCACAGCACACACCUCAGCACCUACAACCAAAACCUCUGCUCACACCAUCCCCAUGACCUCAAGCACCAACAAUAGCCCCCUCACAUCCGCCAUGGACAACUCACAGGCCACCACACAACCCACACCAGGUUCCAUAGAGAGCUUGGCUUCUGUGGCAACCUCCAGUACAACCUAUGCCACGGUGUCGGAAAACAUCCCCUCCACCACCAACAUCUCUCCAGACACCACCAGCACCUCUCCAACCUCAUCGCACUCCUCAAACACCCUCUCAGCCAACCAGCAAACGACCAUGAAGACCAUAAUCACCUUCACAGACACUUUCACCUCCGCCAUGGACACCUCUUCGUCCUCCGCUCACACCUCCAGCACCAACAGCAGCACACGGCAAAGCACUGCAGAAACCUCAACACUUCCCAACACCCCUUUGACCUCCUCCACCAUCCCAGGCAUCAACAGCAGCCCUCCCACACACACCACAACCACCUUCAACACCACAACCAACAAAAACACACCAGCUUCUACAGACACCUUGGGAACCCCAGCAGCCUCCAGCACCGCUUAUGCAGACACCGUCACCACCAUCUUGGCCAGUACGGCCCUCACAGACACCUCACGCUCCACCAGCUCUAGCUCAGCUCCCACACAGAGCAUGGCAAGCGCAGCUGCAUCGGACAUCACCUCCCACAGCCUCUCCACCACCUCCACAAGCACCACAGGAACCUCCCAAGUCACCACAGGCACCACGCCAACAUCAGCAGCCUUCUCCACCAACACCAGUACGGGCACUUUGGAAACUCCCACCAACACCCCUACAACCUCAGGAGCCUCCUCGGCUACUCUGGGCACCUCUGCAACCACUGGAGAAACCUCACAUGCCACCAUGGACAGGGACGUCUCUAUCACAACCACCUUAACAGCCAGGACAUCAACCACUGAGAUGCCCACGGACUCUGCAGCAAACAACACAGGAACACUGCACACCUCCAUGCUCACACCUCUCUCCACAGACACCUCUACGACCACCACGGCCUCCUCCAAAACAUCCACAGACACCUCGGAACCUCCCACCUCCUUCUCAACAACCACCACACACACCUCUGCAACUUCCAUGGACACACAUGUCUCUACAGACACAUCGGACACAAACAAAAGCCCUGACGUGACCUCCACAAUCACCAUGGACACCUCUCCUCACACUUACACCUCCUCCAUGGGCACGAUCUCUACCUACACUGAUGACACCAGUGGCCCCUGGCAAACCACAGCACACACCUCAGCACCUACAACCACCAUCUAUGCAGAUGCGACCACCACCGCCUUGGCCAGCACGGCCCUCACAGACACCUCACGCUCCACCAGCUCCAGCUCAGCUCCCACACAGAGCAUGGCAAGCGCAGCUGCAUCGGACAACCCCCCCCCCAGCCUCUCCACCACCUCCACAAGCAGCACAGGAACCUCCCAAGUCACCACAGGCACCACGCCAACAUCAGCAGCCUUCUCCACCAACACCACUACGGGCACUUCGGAAACUCCCACCAACACCCCUACAACCUCAGGAGCCUCCUCGUCUACUCUGGGAACCUCUGCAACCACUGGAGAAACCUCACAUGCCACCAUGGACAGGGACGUCUCUAUCACAACCACCUUAACAGCCAGGACAUCAACCACCAAGAUGCCCACGGACUCUGCAGCAACCAACACAGGAACACUGCACACCUCCAUGCUCACACCUCUCUCCACAGACACCUCCACCACCACCACGGCCUCCUCCAAAACAUCCACAGACACCUCGGAACCUCCCACCACCUUCUCAACAACCACCACACACACCUCUGCAACUUCCAUGGACACACACGUCUCUACAGACACCUCGGUGACAAACAACAGCCCCGACAUGACCUCCACAAUCAACAUGGACACUUCUCCUCUCACUUAUACCUCCUCCAUGGACACGCUCUCCACCUCCACUGGCAACACCGGUGGCUCCUGGCAAACCACAGCACACACCUCAGUACCUACAACCACCAUCUAUGCAGACACCGUCACCACCGCCUUGGCCAGCACUGCCCUCACAGACACCUCACGCUCCACCAGCUCCAGCUCAGCUCCCACACAGAGCAUGGCAAGCGCAGCUGCAUCGGACAACACCUCCCACAGCCUCUCCACCACCUCCACAAGCACCACAGGAACCUCCCAAGUCACCACAGGCACCACGCCAAAAUCAGCAGCCUUCUCCACCACCACCAAUACGGGCACUUGGGAAACUCCCACCAACACCGCUACAACCCCAGGAGCCUCCUCGGCCACUCUGGGCACCUCUGCAACCACUGGAGUAACAUCCGUUACCACUGUGGACAUAGACAUCUCUACCACAACCACCAUAACAGCCAUGGCAUCAACCACUGAGAUAGAUGGCAGCAUCCUGGUAGAUCUCAAUGUGAUCAUCUCCCUGAUGGUGACAUCCCAAGCCCAGGACCAGCUCCACAACAUCUCCGUGAUCCUGCAGGAAGAGAUACAGACAAUGACGGCGCUGCAGAACUGCUCAGAGGACAGCGACGAGCUGUGCUUCAAUUCCACCAUUGAUGUGGUUGAUCCCGGUUCACUUUCCUUGGACUUGGAGGCGUACUGCCGGCAGAUCACCCCCCAGGGCUACCAGGAUUUUUACUUCCCCAACCUGACAAGCUCGGGGUUGUUCUGCAUGUCCAACUGCACGGCGAACACCCUCAGCACCAUCGACUGCAACUACGGGCAGUGCCACGUCACACGCAGCGGCCCGCAGUGCUUCUGCCGUGAGACCGAUAUGUACUGGUACCAGGGCAACCGCUGCAAAACCCGGACCAGCAAGAUCGCCGUGGGGCUGGGCUUGACCGUGGCCAUUCUGCUCGUGGUCAUCUUGGUCCUUGCUGGCCUCCUCUACAGAGCGCGGAGAUCGAAAUCGUUUGACAGCACGAGCGCCUUGACGGCACCGAGGAAGUGGUACGAGGACUCGUGCGAGCACUGGAGCCCAUCAGGGAGCUUCUUUUCCCUGAACAAAGGUACCGCCCCAAAGGACACUUGGGUUGACCUGGAGUUCGUGGAUACAUCGACACAAAUCCAUAUUCAGAGGCCAGAGAGCAUCCUCACACGGCUGUGA